Molecule: messenger RNA, 974 nt
Organism: Clarias gariepinus (North African catfish)
Lineage: Eukaryota; Metazoa; Chordata; Actinopteri; Siluriformes; Clariidae
Gene: mrps18a
Product: mitochondrial ribosomal protein S18A
Exons: 6
Coding region: 35-667 (210 amino acids)
Biological process (GO): mitochondrial translation
Cellular component (GO): mitochondrial small ribosomal subunit; ribosome
Molecular function (GO): structural constituent of ribosome; small ribosomal subunit rRNA binding
Source: RefSeq, a predicted model, not a curated record
CGCGAACAAGCAGGAAGUGAAGGUCGUGGGAAACAUGGCGGCGCUCUGUGUGAUGAGGUCUGUAAGGACAGCGCUCAGUGCCGUCCACGGCGCUAUCAACAGUUUCAACGGCUUAACGCCGAGGAGAUUAAAUGGACCCCAGCUGUCGUUUUUAGGCUGCACGGCGAGUCGCGGUGUCCGGCAAGUGGUAGAAAAGCAAGAGGGAAAAACCACAGUUAUUGAGGGUCUGGCAGUGGCGACACCCGAGAGCGCGCAACCUCCAAACCCGAAUGCAAAGUGCCCGAUUUAUCGAUGGAACCUUCAGAACAAGUACACGUACACAGAUGUGUUAUUACUGAGUCAGUUCAUUCGUUCCGAUGGAGGGAUGUUGCCGAGACGCAUCACCGGACUCUGUCCUCAGGAGCACCGCAAGAUCGCCAUUUGUGUGCAGAUGGCCCAUCGUGCAGGUCUCCUGCCAGACCAUAGACCUCGUCUUCCUGAAGGCCACAUACCAAAGCCCAAAGCCAACACCCCACUCAACAGGUACCUGACACGUUACUCUGUGAAUUCGGUGAAGCCCAUCUAUAAGAAAGGAAUGAAGUGGUGUAAAAAUCGUAUGCCUGUGGGACAUCCGGCCCUCAAGGACAACAUCAGAUACAGCCCGAAGCCUCUCUACACAAAGCACUGACACAUUUCCAGACACAACAAUGAAGGAGUCAAGGUGUAAUCAGGACAGCUGGAACCGACAGAGAUCUGCAAAGUGAUAACUAUUGUUUGUCAUGCUGCGUCUGAUGCUCUACAGGCUGCUUGUUCACAUGGAGAUAAAACAGAACUUGUUUAGAGCUGAAUUUGAUGUAAAGCUUCCCUGGAAAUAUAUUUUUUUCUUUGGUUAACAUGCCUUUACUGUCACCUCAUUUACUCUUACAGAUUCUGUGUUUGUGGGAAACUUCCAUAAGUGAUCCAAAUAAAAUCUGGUUUCCUGUAACUGAAUCAGC